ACGCCACGCGGUCAGAGCCGGUGAUUAUCUGUGUGCGUGUGUUUCUUCCCUCUUUGCCGUUUUCACACGUGCGUCAGGCGUGUAUCGUUCUCGGUAUGCUCGUACUGUUCAGUACUUUUUCGGCUGUUAACAAGAAAGUGUCUGACGAACAGUAAUUUCGGGAAUAAGGAAGAAAACACGAUGCCGGACAAAGUUGCACCGGCCGAGAAACAGGUCUUAAAGACCGCGAAAACCAUCAACAGUGAUAACAAAGCAGUGAAACUUAAAAAAGAACUCGGUUUAUUAGACGGUGUGGCAAUUAUCGUCGGCAUCAUCGUCGGCGCCGGAAUUUUUGUUUCGCCAAAGGGUGUAUUAGAAAAUAGCGGUAGUGUUGGCCAAGCUUUAAUCGUUUGGAUUUUUUCUGGUGUUUUGUCUCUGAUCGGUGCAUUAUGCUAUGCCGAACUAGGUACUAUGAUCCCAAAAUCUGGUGGUGAUUAUGCAUACAUUAGCGACGCUUUUGGACCGUUACCGGCGUUUCUGUACCUCUGGGUAGCAUUGUUCAUUCUUGUACCAACAGGAAACGCUAUUACAGCUUUAACAUUUGCACAAUACAUCUUACAACCAGUUUGGCACGGUUGUAUUCCUCCUUAUGCAGCAGUACGAUUACUUGCUGCUGUUAUUACGUGUUUAUUAACUGCCAUCAAUUGUUAUAAUGUGAAAUGGGCAACUAGGGUGCAAGAUAUAUUCACUGGGACCAAAAUUUUUGCCUUACUGAUCAUCAUGGUCACUGGAUUUUGGUGGCUUUGCAUGGGUCACACAGAAAAUUUUCGACAUCCCAUGGAUGGAACGAAUACACAACCUGGCUACAUUGCUUUAGCCGUUUACUCGGGCCUAUUCUCUUAUUCUGGAUGGAAUUAUCUGAAUUUUGUUACUGAGGAAUUAAAAGAUCCUUACAAAAAUCUUCCAAAAGCAAUUUGUAUAUCAUUACCAUUAGUAACUAUAAUUUAUGUUCUGGCGAAUAUUGCUUAUUUUGUGGUAUUAACACAAGAUGAAAUUCUGGCAUCGAAUGCUGUUGCUGUCACUUUCAGCGAUAAGCUGUUAGGCGUGAUGUCUUGGAUAAUGCCAGUAUUCGUGGCUUGUUCAACCUUCGGGGCGUUGAACGGAGCAAUUUUCGCAUCAUCACGAUUGUUUUUCGUAGGAGCUCGUAAUGGACAUUUGCCUGCCGCCAUUGCCCUUAUUAAUGUUCAAAACUUAACACCCACACCUUCACUUAUCUUUCUUUGCAUUAUCACCCUGGCACUUCUAAUCAUAGAGGAUGUCUAUGUGCUAAUCUAUUAUGUUAGCUUCGUUGAAGCACUAUUCACCACACUCUCGGUGUCUGGUCUCCUCUGGCUUCGUUACAAAAGUCCCAAUCGCAUACGACCGAUAAAGGUGUCAAUUUUAUUACCAAUUAUAUUUUUCAUCAUUUGUGCUUUCUUAGUAAUAUUUCCAUGCUAUGUUUCACCAUGGGAAGUUGGUGUAGGAGUGAUAAUCAUUUUAUCUGGCAUUCCAAUGUAUUUGAUCUUUAUUUAUUGGGAAAAGAAACCUAAGUGGCUUAUACAAUCGUCUCAUAAUUUCAAUAUGAUUUGUGCUAAAUUAUUCAUGUGCGUGCAAGAAGAAAGAAGUGAUUGAUCAUCAAUGUCCUUUUAUUAUAAUAUAUAAUUUCAUAGAUAGAAAUUUCUACAAUAUGAAUGUGUGCUGCAAUGACUUAUCAAUUUGUUCAUUUAUAAAUUUUAGAAGCGACAAUAAUAAUAAUGUAUAAAAAAGAGUAAAACAUAUAUAAAAAACAAGUAAUCAUCUAAUUUCAUAUGAAAAUAAACAUAACAUUCCAAUAAAAUCUAUAUUGUUAUUUUAUAAAAUUUAUAAAUGAACUUUAACCAUACUUGAUUUAUAUUUUUACACAUAUGGAUGAUAUGUCUGUAAUUUUGAUUAGCUAUGUCAA
Messenger RNA from Apis laboriosa (Himalayan honeybee), 1960 nucleotides. It is a transcript of the gene mnd, whose product is annotated as large neutral amino acids transporter small subunit 2. The coding region runs from base 181 to 1650 and encodes 489 amino acids. Lineage: Eukaryota; Metazoa; Arthropoda; Insecta; Hymenoptera; Apidae. Gene Ontology annotation, cellular component: membrane. Gene Ontology annotation, biological process: amino acid transmembrane transport. The record is from RefSeq and is a predicted model, not a curated record. Gene Ontology annotation, molecular function: L-amino acid transmembrane transporter activity. The transcript is spliced from 8 exons.